AUGGGUGAUACGAAGCCUCCAAUGAAGACAAGAGAUUCGGUACCAUCCGCAGUUGUAUGUCCGAUGCUAUCUUCAUCGAACUAUACCGUCUGGUCGAUGAGGAUGAAAGUUUUGUUGAGAGUUCAUAAGGAGAACAAGACUCCCCCUAACGAGAUCUGGGAAGCCAUUAAAUCAAGAAACCUUGGCGCCGAACAAGUAAAGGAAGCUCGUCUCCAAACCCUAAUGAACGAGUUUGAGCACCUAAGGAUGAAGGACUCAGACACGAUUGAUAGCUUCUCUGGGAAGUUAUUGGAACUAGCCGCGAAAUCAGCCUUCUUAGGUCAAACACUUGAAGAAUCAAAACUCGUAAAUAAGUUCUUGAAUAGCUUACCAAGAAGCAAGUACAUUCAUAUCAUACCUUCAGUCGAGCAAGUUCUUGACCUAAACAAGACAACUUAUGAAGACAUUAUUGGGAGACUCAAAGCAUACGAGGAACGAAUACUCGAUGAAGAGACUCAUGAGCCAUUUGGAAAUCUUCUCUAUGCAAACUCUAAUAAGAGAACAGAGAAGUCAAGAGGAAGAGGCAGAGGUCGUGGUCAAGGCAACACAGGAAGAGGGCGUGGAAGGAGCAACACACGAGAUAUAAGCAAAGAGAAGAAGGAUUACUCUAACAUUACUUGCUUCAAGUGUGACAAGAAAGGUCAAUUUGCCUCUGUUUGUCCCGAGAAGAAAGAUGACCAAGAGCUAAAUAAACAGGAAACAAAGGAAGCCGAUGUUGUAUACAUGCACGAGAUCGUAUUCCUCAACGAAGAAAAGGUCUUACCGAAAGCUAUUGAGCAAAAUAAAAGAGAAGAAGGAAUGCCGUACUUAGAUAAUGGUGCUAGUAACCAUAUGACCGGCGAACGAUCUUAUUUCUAUGAGCUUAGUGAAAACAUAAAAGGAAAAGUUGUUAAGUUUGGAGAUGGAUCUUGCGUUGACAUCAACGGAAAAUGA
Messenger RNA from Brassica oleracea var. oleracea, 972 nucleotides. RefSeq lists its product as uncharacterized. The record is from RefSeq and is a predicted model, not a curated record. The coding region runs from base 1 to 972 and encodes 323 amino acids. Gene Ontology annotation, molecular function: nucleic acid binding; zinc ion binding. The transcript has 2 exons. Lineage: Eukaryota; Viridiplantae; Streptophyta; Magnoliopsida; Brassicales; Brassicaceae.